This is a messenger RNA of Biomphalaria glabrata, 5509 nucleotides long. RefSeq lists its product as uncharacterized. Bases 477 to 3329 code for a protein of 950 amino acids. The record is from RefSeq and is a predicted model, not a curated record. The transcript is spliced from 17 exons. Lineage: Eukaryota; Metazoa; Mollusca; Gastropoda; Planorbidae.
UUUGAAGUUUGAAAGUGUUUUUUUUUAAUGAUUAUAAAUAGAAAAGAAAGAUGUCUGUCUAUAAAUAGUUACAUUUGUAAGAGGAUUAUUUAAGAACUAAAAUGUGUUAUAGGCUGUUAUGAGAUUACAAUUGCAGGAAGUAGGCUCUCUAUAUUACAAGAGCAUGUUAAGAAGAUCUAUAACCUACUCAUAGACGUAUAGGAAGUUAUUUAAGAGUGUUAUGAUCAAAGCAAAGUCUCAAAGUAAAACAGUCUUCUUGUUUAAUGUGUAGUUCCAAUAUCUUAUGCUCUAUUUAUGCUUACAUUAAGGCCAUACACACUACUAACAGAUAGUAACACGAGUCGUUAUGCCACUGAUGUGUAAAAGAGAGUGGGCAUGACUGAAGCCUUUGUGUAAUCGAGUGCAGGCCUAUCUUGACUUAGAUGUAACUGGAGUCCUUGACAAGCCAGCAGUGUCAACGCUAAACACAAAGAAUAAUGCUUGUGUCCGUCUUGGUUUACUUGUUUUUUCACAUCCUUUUAUCUGGGGCGACAAAAAACAGAACCUGUUGGCUGGAAGCUAGCGGUGACUUCAGGGAUGAAAUAGCCAAACAUAUAAAACGAAGCGCAAAGCUCAUUUAUAUUGACUUUGCGCUUCCGGGUCAUCCUCCUGACAUGCUGGAUAUCGUCUGUAAACAUGUGAACAAUCCCUACCGGUGGAUCAGAACUACCAGCAGACAUGGUAGAUCUUUGUUAAUGCUAGAUGAGAAUUAUAAGUACAUGUCUCUGUCCACCUUGACCAUUGGUGUCGAGUCAAUGUCCAUCAAUUUAACAGAUCAUCCAGCCCGAUGUCUCAGAGGGAAAGACGAAGAGGAGGUCUUGAAGAUCAUCAGAGAAUCUUUUCUCGGAGAGUUAGUGGCACCAGACGUGAGCUCAAUGUCCCCACUGGGUAACGAUGACCACAUUUGUAACAUGCAGGUUCUGGAAGACCAUGGCCACGCCUUGUUUAGAUACAGAUGCUGCCGGAAACACCAAGAUGGAGACAUCACGUGUGAAGAUAUGCAGAAAGAUGAAUGGGUGCAGUUCCUGUUGGCUCUUAUCAUUAUAAUCAAAGUUUUAGUUAUUUUGUGGAGUCCAAUGUUCUUACCUGAAACAUUAUAUAGAGAGAAAUACGUGGCUGCUCCGUAUAUCUUUCAUGUUCCUGGACCAGCUCUUAGCUUAAAGAUUGUGGUCACUCAGAAGCCAGACCAGUUUGGAGUCAAAAAUACCCAGAAAAGGAUUCGACUGUCAGACCUGAGAAACAUGCAGACCUUUAAAACUAUGAUCGCCAAUACCCGAUGGGAGCACGAUAGAGUCUAUGAGGUGAAAGUCCCAGAUAUCAGGCUGUCAGUAAAGUCCAGGAGACUUCUGGGUCAGAAUAAUGUUCCAAUCACCAUCUUUAAACUGUUCUACAACAGUUUGAUUCGUUGUCGUAUCCGACAUCUGGAGCCACUAAAAGAAUGCUGCAACACAAACAUACUGGGGCGGUUGAAUCCUGGAGCUAACAUUAUCACGUGGUACAGAUGUAUGAAGAUUUUUGCUUCGUUUGUGAUUUUAGCAUUAGUUGCUGUACCCUGGUUUAUUCGUAUGGCAUUUUACUUUGUAUUUGAAAAAUCUGUCGUAGAGAGUAAGUUAAAUUCAGCUCAAAGACUUGGGCUCGAACCCCACUACUUGGGCAACAUUGUAUUGUAUCUGUCACCUUUUCACGGACUCUUUAUUGUCAUCUAUGUCAUCUUCAUACUGGACUCCUUAUUUCUGGGAAUCGUCAGUACAGCGAUGAAAGACAAACUCAAGACCGUCUUUAGGCAAUGUUUACGUGAUAUGAAAGAGAGGCCCAAGCUGGUUGUGGUUGGCUGGCUAACUCAGCUGAUCGUAAAACCUUUCACUUACUUUGGAGUUGUUGGAUUCAUCUUUUUCAUUCCCUAUCUCUUGAUACUUCUGGUGAUAGCCCUACCCAUCAGUGCCUUCUACGUCUUCCCGACGCUCAACCUCAGUAUCAGGCUCAUCAUUCAGUUCUUCAUCUUCCUCUGCCCUUCUGGGUUUGUCCAGAGAUGCAAAGCUCGAAUGCCCAAGUUACUCCCCGUGAGGCAAGGGCUACAACUCACUCAAGUGACAGCCAAUGAAACAUUUGUCAAGAGAAAACAUUAUUCCACAAAAGGCAUCGUUCUACAGAUUCUGGCCAUAUUUAUGUGUCUCAUCACUUUCUGGUCACUCACACUGCUGGUCAUGGAGGUCUGUUCGUUCUUUGUGGAGUUGUUCGUCUACACCUUCAUGGGAUUGAUUGUCAACGCUGGAGUUAUCUUUCAGUAUCUGUCACUUCUCUUGUUGGUCCUAUUUUACUGCAAGGACAUUCUGGCUAAAGUACAUAUCAUGUACCUGGACUUUCACAAGGUUGUGCAUAAAGAGUUGUUGGACAUGAUCAGAGACGAAAUGAAUGAAGUGGCCAAGAAGGAAGCAUUAGACCAAGAAAACACAGUUUUUAAUGUCAAAGGUGCAGUAGCCACUUACAGUGGUCAGCUAACAAAACCACAGAUCAUAGUAAAGGAUGGCCGGCCCUAUUGGCACACGAAGGGUAUGCUUGUGUUUCUGGACAGACAGGACACGCCGUGUACCCCGGAGAAAUUCUUCCACAAGACUAUUGACCUCAACUACUACUGCUGCCCUGGGCCGAUCCAUAAGAACGUUGGUAACGCUGUUUUGGAACUCUUCAGGAUCACAUUGUUUCUCCUCUUUGUCGUUUUGGUUGUCAUGGCGUUUGGAAACGUCUACAGCAUCUCGUCAACCAAUCAGCUUUUAGCUACAGUUGUGGGCGGAUUUUUGCCUUACAUGUUUAGCAUAUUUUUCAAAAACAAGAGAGACAGUGAUUACUUUGAGACUAACAGCAUACAGUUUAAAACGGAAUUUCACAAAGCGAUUAACUGUUUUAGCCAGCACUGGCCCGUAUACGACAUAGUGAGUACUGACGUCAAAAUAUUUGAAUAUGCACGUGACGGUGCGUCAGCCAAUGAGGCGCAAGACAGGAACGCCAACACUAAACAGGAAGUCGUUGAAGAUGACGAUCUCGCCGAAUCACUGGACAGCGAGGAAGAAGACGAAGAAGUUACGCUGGAAAAAGAAGUUCCGACGGCGAUGACUUCAAUCAUUAUGGAAGACAACUUUGACGAUGUGGACAUUAUAGUGGACGUGUCCACGCCCAAGACGAGAAAACUGAGUCCACUGGUGACCAAAGGAUUUGAGAAGGGAUCAGAGACAAUGUUGAAUGGUAGCCAGCACAAACAAGAAGACGACAAUACUUCAUUCAUUGAAGUGUAGCACUACAUUUGGAUUUUGGGCAUUGGCAAAGCCUUCGUAGCCAUCCUGACUUUGGUGCGGUUGUUUACACGAUAACAGCGAAGACGCAAUGGGCUGUUUCUUCAGCUGUUUCUAUCAUUCAAUGUCUGAAACUUUAUAUUUGGAGCUAUUUUUAUGAUAUGAUAAUGUGAAUGAGAUAUAAAUAUACUAUAAUGUCUUUAGCGCUAGUGUUUUCGGUUAGGGCCGGGUAGUUAUGAGUGGCUUUUGUGUUUUACUUUGAUACUUAUGACACGUUUGUUAGAUGAUGUGUGAGUGUAUCUGUUUCCGGUGUAUUACCAGACCUUCAGUAAGUCGAGUUCCUCGAUCAGUAGCGAACGUAUCACAAGAUAUAUUGACCCAAAUAACCAACCUAAAUGAAAUGCACAAAUUCAAUACUGUUUAACAACACUACUUGAGUCCAUAGCUCGAUGUUGUCAGCCUUAAGACUUGUCAGCCUAUUCUCUAUUCCUCUAAUACGUCUAUUUACUUCACGUUGUAUGUCGCGUAUAGUGUUGAUCUUGUCUGGUACGUCUCCUAAGUACGUUACAAACUCUUAAACAGACUUGGGCUUUGUUUUAACCCUUGCAGUUGCCGGUCGUUGUCUUGUAGCACCAAGCUGCUGGCGGACAACUAAACCGUUGUAGGAGUAAUAUAUUUUAACUUAUAAUACUUGAAAUGACUUGAAUAACUUUUGUGAAAAAAACAAAAUAAAAAUAAAACUUUUUAUCAUAAUACAAACAAAUCCAACUUAAGAUGAAAUAAAUGUAGAAGACUUUAUUAUUAAUAUAAAUGGUAUUUUAACAAAAUCUAGCUCACUACAAAAAUAUGUCUUUUCAUUUUGGUCAUCUGGGGUCGUCUGGUGUACCCUAGACAUCUUACGACAUUAUGUCGCUUAUCUUGCACCAUUCACACUGCAUAGCACCAGCUGAUCCUCAACUUCUUCUCACGUCACCUUAGAAACACACACACACUCCAUAACAACACAAAAACAGACGUUAGCUUUGUUUUGAGACUGUAACACAUGUGGGCUUUGUUUUGAGACUGUAACACAUGUGGGCUUUGUUUUCAGAAUGUAACACAUGUGGGCUUUGUUUUGAGACUGUAACAGAUGUGGGCUUUGUUUUGAGACUGUAACACAUGUGGGCUUCGUUUUGAGACUGAAACAGAUGUGGGCUUUGCGUUAUGAAAGUUGUAGAACACAAGAGUCUUAGAACAGGUGAAGGGGUGAUUAGAUACGAAACUGAACGAAGUCAAAAUGUUUUUGAAUUAGGCUAAAUAAAAAUAAGGUUACAAAGACAGUUUGUGUGGAAACGCAAACUCAAAAUCGGCCCCCGAAGUGGUCCACCUGGGCAGGUAAAAGGCGGGUUUCAAUAUUUUCAGAAAGAACAUCAGAAUGAGAUUCUAUCCAAGACAUAGGACAGAGAAGAAUGGAGAAACUAGGUUGACAGAUCGUAUAUGGUGCCCCAACGGUCCAGAAGACCAAGAAAUAGGUGAAAUUGAAGGUGGAAUUAGAUGUGAACUUGGCGUAACUAAUGUCUUAUUAUGUCUAAUUGAUCUAAUUGUUUUGUAAAGGGCCAAUCUGUUAUUCAAAUCUUCAAGAAAAAAACAUUUCCAUUAAUUUUUUUCCCCUUUAGCUAAGUGUUUUAUCGCCAUACUGCGACACUAUGGUUCACACAAUAGUAUGAAAAACUACGUAUUAAUUGUUGUUUUAAAUUAUGUCCAACUUAUAUGUAUACUAAAUAGAUUUUUUUUUUCUUAAAAAAAAACUAAACAUUUUUUUAUGUAAAUGUUGUAGAUAUAUGAAAGAACUUACUUAACUUAGCAAUGAAAAUGUAAAAAAAAAAAAAUUGACAAAAAUCUAAAACCGUUUGCAUAAAUGUGUUAAAAAUAUGGUAAACUGCUUGCAUUAGUGAUUUUAAAAAAUUAGAUUUUUCUCUUUCAGAAAAGACAAAAAGUUGCCGUUGCAUCAGAACUUUGAAUGAUCUAAAUUAUUAUGAUGUCGAAUUUUCACUAUCUUUUCUAGUUUACGAAAUCUAAACGGGUCGGACGGUUGGACAAACAGACUGACAUUCCACACAAAAUAUAAUAGCGUCUUUUCCCUUUUUAGGGGACGCUAAAAAUUGGGUAUUAAAAUAUUACGCCAGUUCAAUGGAUAAAAAAAA